Molecule: messenger RNA, 3489 nt
Organism: Tachyglossus aculeatus (Australian echidna)
Lineage: Eukaryota; Metazoa; Chordata; Mammalia; Monotremata; Tachyglossidae
Gene: BRDT
Product: bromodomain testis associated
Exons: 21
Coding region: 151-3192 (1013 amino acids)
Biological process (GO): chromatin remodeling; positive regulation of transcription elongation by RNA polymerase II
Cellular component (GO): chromatin; nucleus
Source: RefSeq, a predicted model, not a curated record
GGACGGGUUCAGUGAGGUGCGCAUGGCCGACAGGGAGGAUCCGCCCCCCAGCCCUCCCCUUUGAGCUGUCUCUUUUUCUGCGUGAGCCGUCAUUGCAGAUAAUUGUGAAGAACACGUCUGAAGAUCAGUAUAUCUAGAACCCACCCAGAAAUGUCUCUGCCAAGCAGACAAACAAUUGUUAAUCCUCCGCCACCGGAAUAUAUAAACACUAAAAAGAGUGGGCGCAUAACAAAUCAACUUCAAUACUUACAGAAGGUGGUCAUAAAGGCUAUAUGGAAGCAUAGUUUUUCUUGGCCAUUUCAACAACCUGUAGAUGCUGUGAAACUAAGACUUCCGGAUUAUUACAGUAUUAUCAAGAACCCAAUGGAUUUGAGUACCAUUAAAAAGCGCUUGGAAUAUAAGUACUACAUGAAGGCUUCAGAAUGUGUGGACGACUUCAAUACAAUGUUUACGAAUUGCUAUUUAUAUAAUAAGCCAGGUGAUGAUAUUGUUCUUAUGGCCCAAACCCUGGAGAAAGUAUUUUUACAGAAAGUGGCUCAAAUGCCCCAAGAAGAGGAAUUAAUAGGCAGAAGUAAGGAAGGAAAAAGGAAAGGUAAAGAACCUGAAGGCCCUGAACCGUCUUCAGCGGCAGCUCCCACCAUUAAAGGAAAGUUAUCCUCCCAAACGUCUGAAACAGCCGCUAAGCAGAAGGUGAUGACCCCCUGUUUUCAAGGGGACGAGUCUCCUGUGCAGGUGGUUCAAGCAGGUUCACAAACCUCCGCAAACCAGUCGGUGAUCCAAGCUAAAAAAGGUGUGAAAAGGAAAGCAGACACCACAACUCCUACAACUUCAGUAGUUGCAGAAAGCAGUGAAUCAUCACCAAGCUUCACUGAACAAAAAUGUGCUAAAAUGCUUCCUACAAAAGAAAAAGUGACCCAGAAUGUUUUGCCAGAUUCUCAACAGCCUUGUAAGACGGUAAAGAACAUUAAACUAACUGAGCAAUUAAAACAUUGCAAUGAGAUCCUUAAAGAAUUGUUUUCAAAGAAACACCUGUCAUAUGCCUGGCCUUUUUAUAAGCCUGUUGAUGUUACAGCCUUGGGACUGCAUAACUACUAUGACAUUGUUAAAAAUCCUAUGGAUCUCGGAACUAUUCAAAAGAAAAUGAACAACCAAGACUAUAAGGAUGCACAUGAAUUUGCUGCAGAUGUCAGAUUAAUGUUUAUGAAUUGCUAUAAAUAUAAUCCCCCUGAUCACGAGAUAGUAGGAAUGGCAAGAAUGCUUCAGGAUGUGUUCGAGAUGCAGUUUGCCAAGAUUCCAGACGAACCUUCAGACAGCAUGCCUCUGUAUUACAUCAAAACAGACGCAUCAGAAAGAGAAAGUAGUAGUGAUACGUCCUCAGAAGAGGACUCCUCUGAAGACUCAGAAGAUGAGCGAGUACAGCACCUUACAAAGCUUCAGGAGCAACUUAAAGCUGUUCAUCAACAGCUGGAGGUUCUGUCUCACACUCCUUUUUGUAAACUGAAGAAAAGGAAUGGCAAACCUAAAGGGGGGAGCAGGAAGAUGAAGAAUACGUGUGAAAGCAAUUGCGCGAUUCAAAGGAAAAAGCUGAAGCAAAUGAAGCUAAAGAAGUCUAAUUACAAUCCACCGACAAAGGCCAGUCGGCCGGUAUUGACCUAUAAAUCUGAAGAGGAGGAUAAUUCUAAGCCUAUGAGCUAUGAUGAAAAAAGGCAGUUAAGUUUGGAUAUCAACAAACUCCCUGGAGACAAGCUUGGGCGAGUUGUUCAUAUCAUUCAGUCAAGAGAACCGUCGUUGAGAAACUCAGAUCCUGACGAAAUAGAAAUAGACUUUGAAACGUUACAACCAUCAACCCUGAGAGAAUUACAGAAGUAUGUUCUGGCAUGUUUAAGAAAAAGACCAAGAAAGCUCUGUGCUAAGAAAAUAAUGAAAUCCAAAGAAGAACUUCACUCACAGAAAAAGCAGGAAUUGGAAAAGAGGUUACUGGAUGUCAGUAGCCAGCCAAAUGCUAGGAAGCCUCAAAUAAAAUCUGAGGACACAGCCCUACACACAACUGUAACCCGAUUAAGUGAAACAAGCAGCAGCUCUUCUGAUUCUGGAAGCUCUAGCAGUGAUUCUAGCUCCUCAGAGAGCAGUGAUUCAGAAUCAGAUUUGCAUCCGAACCAGAUUGGCGUGAGACAAAAUGACUUUCCUGCCAGUGAAAAAAUGAAGCAAAUGCACAUUUCUCUGCAAAGGACACCGCCCUCCAAUACCUUUCUUGCAGCUCAGACUUCAUUUCCUUGUAGAAUACCAAAUCCGAGUCAAGUUGUAGCUCUCCUGCCCCAUCAAAAAUUGCAACAGUGCCAGACUUUGCAGCAAGAUCUCCUUGAACCACCAACAGACAUUGUCCUGUCUCCUUUAGGUUUCGUGACAGUGAUAUCACCGUUACAUCCUACUUCAGUGCCUCAAGAAUCUCAGAGCUUCCUAAAGUUGCCCCAACCUUGCCAAUCUACCAGUCUUUUUCCAAAGAAUGCUUCAUUAAGUGAUGCCAAAGAAGAAGGCAGGGACGCUUCAGGCCCCCUGCCUGAAAAAUCAACUCCUCUCCAGAAUAAGCCUUCUGAAGGAAUUGACUCAAAAUCUGCAAAAGAAGAAAAUGAAGCCAGACGACCCAUGAGUAAUGUAACUGAGUCUUCUGUUCCUGUGAAUCACUUCGAUGCUACCAAAACUGUGUUAACUCCUGAACGUGAAACAACUAAGAAGGAUAUAAAGAUCAAGAAUGCAGAUUCUUGGCUGAAUCUAGGCAAAACAGUCCCAACUUCAUGUCUCACGAAAUCGUCUAAUGAUAGCUUCAAGCAGUUUAGGAAAGCAGCAAUAGAGAAAGAAGCGAGAGAGCGAAGUCUGGAGCUUAAAAGAAGACAACUAGAGCAGAUCGAGAAGGAACAGAGGCAUCUUCAAAAACAAAGGACUCUUAGCACUCGUGUGGAUUCCGAACCUUUUGCAAAUAAAAUCCAGAAAGAAUUUUCUGAAGGAGGGGCUCUGAGAAAAGGACAUCCACAGCCUUCUGGGGAUGAAGGAAAUGUCAAGCUCUGUCUUUCCAAAGAUCGUGCCUUAGCAAGGAAGAGAGAGCAAGAACGCCGGAGGAGAGAAGCAAUGGCCGUCACCAUCGAUAUGAAUCUGCAAAGUGAUAUUAUGACGACCUUUGAAGAAAAUCUUGAUUGACUGUCUUCCUUUGAGUAACACUAAAAAUGAACAAGCGAAAGAAUAAUCCUGUUUCAGGACCUGUUGUUUGUCUUGCGUUUUGUUUCAACCCAUCCAAAAGAAAUACUGAUGAAAUAGCUGAAACCAGUUUUUAACGUUUGAUUAUUUGUCUGUGUUGAAUACUGAGUGUACAGGCAUUAUUCACAAGAAAUCUAUAUGCUCAGUCCCAAAUAUUGGCAAUUUUCUUAUGGUCUGAGUUUCUUGAAAAAUUGAACAAUCCUGUAUAAACAUUGGAAAAAUGCAUAUGAAUGUACAGAA